GGAUUUAAUUAAACUUAUAGACUAAAUCCGCGAUGGCAACCGACGUGGAGCCGGCGGCGAACACGGCGGACAAGUUUUCGGCUAAUGCCGAGGAGCUGGAGGGCUACUAUCUUCAACUGGACGCGGGCGGCAUUCCGGAGCUCCAGUGGCAAUUCCCGGGACGCAGGGCUCCCUCGCCGGAGGCUUCGGGCGGAUCGGGUGGCAACAGCAAGGAGCUGGAGCCCCUGAACGAUGCCAUCGAACAGGAACCCCAGAAGGCCAACGACUUCGACUUCAGCGACGAGGUGGCCCCCACCCAGAUGCGCGUCCGCAGCCAGACCUCCACGCCCAAGUCGGCCAAGAAGAAGACGGCCAACUUCGCGGGCGUCAUGGAGACGCUGAAGAAGAAGAACGCCGAGAGCUCCUAGCACCCGCCAAAGUUUUG
Drosophila takahashii is the source of this 424-nucleotide messenger RNA. It is a transcript of the gene Pa1, whose product is annotated as PTIP associated 1. The record is from RefSeq and is a predicted model, not a curated record. Gene Ontology annotation, molecular function: nuclear estrogen receptor binding. NCBI's taxonomy places the organism in Eukaryota, Metazoa, Arthropoda, Insecta, Diptera, Drosophilidae. Gene Ontology annotation, biological process: positive regulation of cell cycle G1/S phase transition; positive regulation of intracellular estrogen receptor signaling pathway. Gene Ontology annotation, cellular component: MLL3/4 complex.